Ceraceosorus guamensis is the source of this 1817-nucleotide messenger RNA. Its product is annotated as DUF926-domain-containing protein. Gene Ontology annotation, biological process: regulation of gene expression. Gene Ontology annotation, cellular component: nucleus. Lineage: Eukaryota; Fungi; Basidiomycota; Exobasidiomycetes; Ceraceosorales; Ceraceosoraceae. The record is from RefSeq and is a predicted model, not a curated record. Bases 96 to 1676 code for a protein of 526 amino acids. The transcript is spliced from 3 exons. Gene Ontology annotation, molecular function: chromatin binding.
CUUCGCCACCAUCAACCCAUAGUCUUGCAAUCGCCCCUUCAUCUGUCAUCUCUCCCAAGGUACACGCCCACAUUCUUGCGACGGAAUCUCGGAUCAUGAGCACUGGGAUCGCUUCCAGCAGCACGCCUACCGAUACUCAACUGUCUCGCGAGGAAGAGCUGAGGAAUCGACUUGCUGAUCGAUCUCGAGGUCGAGAUGUUCGUGUGAAUGGGCAUCCCAGCAGGCGCAACCCUGACGAUGGGCGACAGAGAGAGUCCUCGAGAGAGCGUGGAGGUGGAGUUCGAGGGGAGGGAGAUCAACGCGAUGAGUUGGACGAUCGGCGCGGCUGGUCACGAGGCGAGAGAGAAAGGCCCUCGUAUGGAGAAGGAGAGGAGCAAAGGUCUCAUGGGCGUCGAUACGACGAACCGCUACCGCAAGGGAUGGAUCCGCGCGUUCCACCUCCACGCGAAGAUUCUUCAGGCUGGGCCGCCGCACCUCGUGCUGAUGAAGGCUAUCGAUAUGGCCAGAGGUCCGGGCAUCUUCCACCUCCAGGGUUCGGACCUCCCCCAGGCUUUGGCCCUCCUCCGGGAUACCACGAACGUCCUCCUCCUCCUGGCUUUGCUCCGCAUCCGUCUCAUCACGGCUGGAACGGAGCUCCACCGCCUCGUUUUGAUGGUAGACCUGAAGCUUAUUCGCAAGACUUGGCACCACCUAGGGAGGGUGCCCCCCCUCCAGGUGCCUGGGGCAGGAGAGGUCAAGGCGGUCCGCCCGUGAGCGACAAAGGGUACUUCGAAAGUCGAAAUGAAGAGCGAAAGAAGAGCACAUUGUCUAUUUGGCCGCCUUCUCCUCGCUCUCCAUUGCGCGAAAAAGCAAGCAAAAGAGACAAGCACGACUCUUCAAAGCACAAGUCGAGCCGUGACAAGGAUCAUAAACACAGAUCCAGCAGCCGUAAGCACCAUCGAUCGAGCUCUGGCAGAAAGAGAAGGUACGACACGUCGGAAGAUGAAAGCUCAGACUUGGAGGAAGAGAGGCGAAGAAGACGAAAAGAAAAGGAGACGAAGCAUCGUCAUCGGCGCCGAGAUGACAGUGAGGACGAAGAACAGCGAAGUGAGAGGAAGGCGCGUAAACGGUCCGAGCGUUCCCACUCCGAAACAAGGCUCGAAGAGAAGAGAGCGGCGUCGAGCGGAUCAGCCAGCGCCGUGGAGACGGAUGGAAAAGCGCUGGCUCGCGUCACACUUGAAGGAGAUGCUUCUCCAGCUGCGGCAGGGGGGCGACGAGUGCAGCCACGCAUCGGACCUGCUCUGCCUCAAUCCAGCGCAGCGGUGGAGGAAGAAGCGCUAGCGCAAGCUUCUAAUUCCAAAGGCAUGGGCAAAGAGUAUGGGCGAGCUCUAUUGCCAGGCGAAGGGACGGCCAUGGCGGCGUACGCAGCCGAGGGCAAGCGUAUUCCUAGAAGAGGAGAGAUUGGUUUGGAAAGCGAGCAGAUUGAAAAGUUUGAGAAUGCUGGAUUCGUCAUGAGCGGAAGUCGACAUAAGCGCAUGAACGCGGUCAGGAUGAGAAAGGAGAAUCAGGUCAUUAGCGCAGAGGAGAAGAGGGGCAUCCUGAAGUUGCAGGCGGAAGAGAAUGCGAAGAAGGAACAGGCGAUUAGAGAACAGUUCAAGGAUAUGCUUGACUCUAUGGGAGGCAGCGCACCCAGAUGAACAGCCGCCCUCGGCUUUACGCUACCUUUCUGCGAUUCUUUUGUGAAGACGGAAGCACGCUCGUGUGUCUCCUCCUGAAGGCUCGACCUGGUUGAAUGUAUGCUGCGCAGGGGAGAAUCUCCUCGCGUGCAAAUGAUUCGC